AUGAAGUAUCUCGCUCAACCUGAUCUAGCAUCACUCAGAAAAUUGCUGCCAGAUGUAGUUUGUGAGUAUGAACUUCCUUCUGGGUCUCAUGUUACUUUGAUUCAAGUUACCACCUUUGCUUGUGGUGGCUUUACCAUUGGUUUUGGUGCCAUAUUUUUCUCAUUAUGGUCUUGUGAUGGAACUGGUUUGGGUUUAUCGCAAAAGGAUCCUGGGCUGCUACUCGCAUGCAAGCAUACAGUAAACAGGAUUGUGUUUAACGAAUCCGCCAUUGCCAAUCUGAAAGAGAAAGCAAGUUUGGACAUUGUUAACCCUACGCGCGUUGAGGUAGUAACCUCAUUUCUUAGCAAGUGCUUUAUAUCUUCUUUCAAAAACAAAACAGGUAUCGAUAAACCGCUUGCGAUAUGCCAUUCUGUUAAUCUGAGACGAAAAAUGGGGCCGUUAUUACCAGAAUGUUCGUUCGGGAACUUUAUAAGCUUUGUUGGUACAGUAUUGACAGCAAAGGAUAAGGAGUUGAGUGAAUUAGUGAGUGAACUAAGAGAAGCAAUGAAAAAAGUGGACAUUGAUACUCUGAAGAAGAUAAAAAGUGGAGGUGAAGUAGGAUUCCUCAAGUAUUAUGAUGCAAUGAAAGAGGUCAGAAGUUUAUAUACUAACCCGGAAUUCGGCAGUGAAGCGACGGAGUUUGUUGGGUUUACCAGUUCGUGCAACUUCGGUAUAUAUGAUAUUGAUUUUGGCUGGGGAAAGCCAAUAUGGGCGGCUUGUCUUGUACCGGACGCCGAUGAGUCACAUGUCAGUUUCGUUUUUUUGAUGGAUAGAAGAGUAGAUAAAGGAAUAGAAGCAUGGGUGUUGAUGAAGGAAGAUGAGUUUGAUGUUUUAGGAAAGGAUACAGAGCUUCUUCAAUAUGCUUCCAUUAAUCCAUCUCCAAUUUAUAAUUAA
This is a messenger RNA of Jatropha curcas, 933 nucleotides long. NCBI's taxonomy places the organism in Eukaryota, Viridiplantae, Streptophyta, Magnoliopsida, Malpighiales, Euphorbiaceae. The record is from RefSeq and is a predicted model, not a curated record.